Molecule: messenger RNA, 957 nt
Organism: Gossypium raimondii (Peruvian cotton)
Lineage: Eukaryota; Viridiplantae; Streptophyta; Magnoliopsida; Malvales; Malvaceae
Product: glutathione S-transferase DHAR2
Exons: 6
Coding region: 111-749 (212 amino acids)
Biological process (GO): ascorbate glutathione cycle; cellular oxidant detoxification; protein glutathionylation
Molecular function (GO): glutathione dehydrogenase (ascorbate) activity
Source: RefSeq, a predicted model, not a curated record
CUAAUUUUGGAAUUUAUGACAAUUUGCCAUUUAUUUUACCAUUGCCAUAUCUGCUCUUCAAAACAGAAAAGAUCAUUUCUUGAUUCUCAAAUUUUUCUCUAGAGGAAAAAAUGGCUUUAGAGAUCUGUGUGAAAGCUGCUGCUGGUGCCCCUGAUAUUCUUGGAGAUUGUCCAUUCUGCCAAAGGGUUCUUCUUACUUUGGAGGAAAAGAAGGUUCCUUACAAGUUGAACCUUGUUAAUCUCAGUGACAAACCCCAAUGGUUCUUGGAGAUAAGUCCAGAAGGAAAGGUACCAGUGGUGAAGUUUGAUGACAAAUGGGUGGCUGAUUCUGAUGUGAUUGUUGGGAUUAUUGAAGACAAGUUCCCUGAGCCUUCUUUGAAAACACCCCCUGAAUUUGCCCAUGUUGGAUCGAAAAUAUUUGGUACUUUUAUCUCAUUUUUGAAGAGCAAGGAUGCAAACAAUGGAUCAGAGCAGGAUUUGGUUAAUGAACUGAAAGCAUUGGAUGAACAUCUUAAGGGACAUGGGCCGUUCAUUGCUGGGGAAAAGAUUACGGCUGUUGAUUUAGGUUUGGGACCAAAGCUGUACCAUCUCGAGAUCACACUUGGCCAUUUUAAGAAGUGGACUGUUCCUGAAAGCUUGACUUAUGUCCACAAUUACAUGAAGUCGAUUUUCGGUCGGGAAUCUUUCGUGAAAACUAAGGCUGCGAAGGAACAUGUGAUCGAGGGAUGGGCACCGAAGGUCAAUGCAUGAAUUUUACUUCAAAAGCUUUAGGUUUUUCAAACUCUUUCUAGAGCAUAUAAACUAUGAAAGUGUGUAGAGGCUGUGAAAACUAGAUGAAAACUGGGUGUUCCAGUCAUUUCACAAAUGUUUAAGCCUAUAGCUUUCAUUAUCCUUGCUAUGGUUAAUCAAUAAAUAAGUGGUAAGAAAUAUCUAUGAAUGGGAGAUUUUCUUUGGUAUA